Eucalyptus grandis is the source of this 1545-nucleotide messenger RNA. RefSeq lists its product as uncharacterized. Bases 312 to 1244 code for a protein of 310 amino acids. Lineage: Eukaryota; Viridiplantae; Streptophyta; Magnoliopsida; Myrtales; Myrtaceae. The record is from RefSeq and is a predicted model, not a curated record. The transcript has 2 exons. Gene Ontology annotation, molecular function: polysaccharide binding.
CAACGAGUCCAUGGCCCGGCCGCAAUGCAGGGCGGUCGUGGCCGCAUCAGGGAUGCGGAUCGGGCAGCCGCCGCUGUGGAGGGCGGCGAGGAGAAGGUUUUCAAUGUGUAUUUUUCGAGGUGUUUUAAUGGAAGACAACUGGAAGCAAAUUUUAGAACAGAGUGAUUUCUUGGUUUCUCCCCCUGAAAAGGGCUCUGCUCUGGACCAAGUGGUGCCAAAAUGGUCAACAAAGUGGGCACCAUUCCUGGAUAAAAGUGACUCACAGUCAUCCUCUUUUCUUGGUUUCUCUCUCUCUCUCUCUCUCUCUCCAAAUGCAGUCUUCAGUGCUUCCCCGAGUUCCCACCACCACCGUCUUCAACCUCCUAACCCUAACCCUGUCGCUCCUCCCCCUCCCUUCCCUCCCGCUCUCCCUCUGCCGCACCUCCUGCGGGGCCGUCCCCGUCUCCUACCCCUUCGCCGUCGACGACGGCUGCGGCUCCCCGAGCUUCCGCCGCAUGCUCUCCUGCAACGACUCCGACCUCUUCUUCGCCACCCCCUCCGGCGCCUACAAGGUCCAGUCCAUCGACUACCCCAAGCGCAAGGUCGUCGUCUUCGACCCCGCCAUGUCCACCUGCUCCAUCCUCCAGCCCCACCACGACUUCGCCCUCACCGACGUGCAGGCCGCCCUCAUCCCACCCUCCGACGACACCAUCUUCGCCGUCCUCAACUGCUCCGUCGACUCCCCCGUCUCCAACCACUUCAAGUACCUCUGCUCCCACGACGUCGGCGGCCACACCUGCGACGAGAUGUACGGCGCCUGCGCCUCUUUCCGGAUCUUCCGGCCGGCGGCCCCGCAGUUGGCCAACCAGUCGUUGCCGUCGCCGUCGCUGUCGCCGCCAACGUCGACGUCGACGUCGCCGCCGUGCUGCUUCACGAGGUACGCGACGGUGAAGUUCAUGACCAUGAACAUGCUGGACUGCACGCACUACACGACGGUGAUCGACGCCGGGGGGCUGGAGAAGUCCGGGCCGCUGGACUGGACGUACGGGAUCGAGCUGACGUACGCCGUGCCGGAGAGCACCGCGUGCGACCGGUGCAAGCGGUCGGGCGGCGCGUGCGGGUUCGACGCCGAGUCGGAGGCCAUGCUCUGCCUCUGCUCCCCACCCUCAACGCCACUGUGGAGUGUCCUGCAGGCACUGGGACUGGCUACGGAGAAAAGCUUGCUCCGAGGAUAUCAUUCCACGCAACCCUAUUUAUCAUUUUAAUCUCCAUUAUUUACACCAAUUUAGUGUGGUGAUUUCUUCUUCUUUUUAUUAUAUUUUUUUAUUUUAUAUAUUUUACCUCUAUUAUCUAUUUUUCUUUGUUUUGUUAUUGUCUCUAGAGUUCACGUGUAUUUCCCAAUGGCUUCACAUAGAAAUCGCUCACAUCAGAAAAAGAACAACAGUUCAUGUAAUCCCUCUAGUCGUCAUAUGUACUCGUGUCUGUUGCUCUUGCGUUUCUGCUUGUAUUGUCUCUAGGGUUCACGUGCAUUUACCCAUGCGGCUUUAUAAAUUUCUCCCCAAGCCA